Rattus norvegicus (Norway rat) is the source of this 3695-nucleotide messenger RNA. It is a transcript of the gene Gas2l1, whose product is annotated as growth arrest-specific 2 like 1. The transcript has 6 exons. The coding region runs from base 122 to 2158 and encodes 678 amino acids. The record is from RefSeq and is marked validated. Gene Ontology annotation, molecular function: microtubule binding; cytoskeletal adaptor activity. NCBI's taxonomy places the organism in Eukaryota, Metazoa, Chordata, Mammalia, Rodentia, Muridae. Gene Ontology annotation, cellular component: cytoskeleton; stress fiber.
ACGCCUGGAAGCAGCGAGCUCGGGCGGCGCCUGUGUGCGGCGGCGCGGCCCGGCUCCGGCCCCGCCGGGGCGAUGCUCCCCGGGGCGGCGGGGUGAGCCAGUGACUCCACUGGCCCCGGGCAUGGCGGACCCAGUGGCGGGCAUCGCAGGCUCCGCCGCCAAGAGUGUGCGACCCUUCCGAUCCAGUGAGGCCUAUGUGGAAGCCAUGAAGGAAGACCUGGCCGAUUGGCUCAAUGCUUUGUAUAGUCUAGGUCUACCCGGCAGUGGUGAUGGCUUCCUCACGGGGCUGGCCACGGGUACAACCCUGUGCCAGCAUGCCAACGCUGUCACCAAGGCUGCCCGGGCUCUGGCUGCUGCCCGUCCAACCCGAGGUGUGGCCUUCCAGGCACACAGUGUGGCGCCUGGCUCCUUCAUGGCCCGAGACAACGUGGCCUCUUUCAUCGGCUGGUGCCGGGCUGAGCUGGGCGUGCCUGAAGUGCUCAUGUUUGAGACAGAGGACCUGGUGCUGCGCAAGAACGAGAAGAGUGUGGUGCUGUGCCUGUUGGAGGUUGCCCGACGUGGGGCACGCCUUGGGCUGCUCGCCCCGAGGCUGGUACAGUUUGAGCAGGAGAUUGAGCGGGAGCUUCGGGCUACCCCUCAGGCCUCCAGCGUCCCUGCUGCUGAAGAGGAUGUCACUGAAAUCGCUGCUGCACCAGGGGCACCUGCCCGCACACCCCGCAUGACGCCCAAUGACAUUCGAAACCUGGACGAGCUGGUAAGGGAGAUCCUGGGCAAGUGCACCUGCCCAGACCAGUUUCCCAUGAUCAAGGUCUCCGAGGGGAAGUACCGAGUGGGAGACUCCAGCUUGCUCAUCUUUGUGAGGGUGCUGAGGAACCACGUGAUGGUGCGAGUGGGCGGCGGCUGGGACACACUGGAGCACUACCUAGACAAGCAUGACCCUUGCCGCUGCACUUCUUCCACCCACCGGCUGCCCCAGCAGAGAACCGGGACUUUCUCUCCGCAGAGGGGAUCACCCACUCCUAGUCCCCGCCCCGGUAGCCCAGUCCCUGGAAGUGAGCGCCGGAGCUCCCGGCCCGAAGUAACUCCCAUCAGCCUGCGAAGCACAAAGGAGGGGCCUGAGACCCCACUCAGGCCCCGCGACCAGCUGCCCCCCCUCCCCCGCUCCCGCCGCUACUCCGGGGACAGUGACUCCUCAGCCUCCUCAGCACAGAGCGGCCCCAUGGGUGCCCGCAGCGACGAUUCAGCCACUGGCUCCCGGAGGGAGCGGCCUAACCACCGGCUGACCUCCGGUCUAACGGCCUCCCCGAGACGGCCGCCCACCCCUCGCAGCCAGUCUCGAGACCGGCUGGACCGGGGACGGCCUCGCAUGGCCCCAGGAGGCCGAGGCGCUCAGCUGUCGGCCUCCAGCCCCGCACGGCGCACCCGCAGCCAGAACCGCGAGGAACAGGCGGUACUGGUGGUGCGCAGGGACCGAGACGGCCAGCACUCGUGGGUGGCCCGGGGCAGGGGUGGCGGGGGAUCAGGGGGUUCUGGAAGGAGUACCCCGCAGACUCCGCGUGCCCGCAGUCCUGCAGCACCCAGGCCUUCCAGGGGCCCCAGCCCAGGCCCAGAGCUAGCUGCCACACCCGCCAGCAUCUUCCGCACGCCCCUGCAGCUUGACCCACAGCAGGAGCAGCAGCUGUUCAGGCGCCUGGAAGAGGAAUUCUUGGCCAAUGCCCGCGCCUUGGAGGCUGCUGCCAGCCAUACCCUCAUGGGAUCAGCCCCUGACCAUCCAGCUCCGGACUCUGCUUACUGUUCAUCCAGCUCCUCAUCUUCAUCACUCAGUGUUCUGGGUGGCAAAUGUGGCCAACCCAGGGAAUCAGGUCGCACAGCCAAUGGGCUGCCUGCGCCCCGCAGCCAAGCUCUGUCCAGCUCUUCCGAUGAGGGCAGCCCCUGCCUUGCUGUAGGAAGGACACUGGAUGCAGCCAGGAGUUCUUUGGCUGGCCCAGAGCCCUCUCUGACCUGGGCAAGGGGGCGGAUGGACACACAACCAGACCGUAAACCCUCACGCAUACCCACACCUCGGGGACCCCGCCGCCCAUCGGGACCCACAGAGCUUGGGGCUUGGCAUGCCCUGCAUUCGGUCACCCCAAGGACCGAGCCAGAUUCUUCAAUGUGAUGGACCGGCUCCACUGCACCCACACCCCAUUCCAUUUUCUUUGUGGCCUUAACCUAUCCUUUGCAUCAGGGACUCCCCUUCCAUCUCUUGAGCACCAGACCUCAUGGGACCAGACCCCACGGGACCACAUGGCACAAUGGGACACCUGUUGUACAUUCCGGUUCGGGGGAUGAGCAUUGCUAUUUAAUUACUAAUAUUAUUGAAUGCCUUAGAGGAGACCGGGCUAGCCCGGUGUCCAGAGGACCUGUGGUCCAGUAAGCAGAACCUCUGACAGUAAAGUAUUGCUCCAGCUCCUGGUUUUUGGGGACCGAGCCUUCAUUAUAUGUUGGGAUUCUAGAGUGAACUGCCUGGAGACCAGACCUCAAUGCUCUGGACCUGUCUAUUCCAGAACAAGAAACCCUUACAUUGUGCGCUUACAUUUUUUGCUUUUGUUUUUAUUGCCUGCUAAGGCGUGACUUUAAAAAGUGUCUCCAGUAGCCAGUCUAGCAGUGGAGAGGUAGAGGCAGGUGGGUCUAUGUAGUUCAAUAUGAGUGCUAGAAGCUGUAUGAAUACUUCUGAUCGCAUUCAUAUUCAAGUCCUUUCCAGCUGUGAUUGUAACCCAAUAAGGUCUUAGAAAAAAACUGAUCUUGUCCAAUGAUUGGGAGUUGGCUGGGUCCAAUCAAGAUCAAAGAAAAGCCCGUUGGCCAGGAGUCUGGGUGGGAGCCUGCUUUCAUGAAAUUUCCCUGUUCAAUCUGAUCACAUGAGGCUGCAGCGCGCUGGGUGCAGCGCCCCCUGCAGACGCAGAGCGGGAUGUGCAGGACGUGUGCGCACCAAAGCACAACGUAGAAGCUCUCGGAAGAGACGCAGCACGUGCCAAUUGUAUUUGGCUGAGCACUCGAGGUAGCCACAGCGCCAGCCCCUUCGAACUAGAGUGGCCAGUGCACGACGAGGUCCGAAGCGCAGCCGCUGACGGUCCCGCUUGUUGCCCACCACCAGGAUGGGUGCCUCUGGCGCUCCCGCCGGCCUGGAGGCCCGAUGGAGAUGAGAGACGCAGUGCUGGAGACUCCAUGGCCAGAGGAACCCACCCAAUGUGUACAAGUGAAGGCGGGACCCUCCUAGGGCCUGAGACUCCCUGGUGUGCUGCAUACCUCAUACAGCAAGAGACCCUCAAGUGGGCACAAAGUAUGCUCCAGAAACAACCAGACUAUACCCGCUCCCCUGGCAAGACCUCCACCUCCAGUCAAGCCCUCACCUGUUUUCUGCUAUGCGUUGCCUCAGGGCUUUCACAUAAUCGAAACUGUCCGGGCUGCAGAUGUCGUAGACCAGCACAAAGGCAUCCGUGUCCUGCAAGCUCCAGUCUUUAGGGUCCGGCCACUCCUAAGGGUAGAGGCUGGGGCUUACAGCAGACCCUCCUACUCCAGUUCAUCCUUCCCCAUCACCUACCAACAACACUCAGGACGCACCCUCCCACAGGCCAGAUUUCCCAGCCCUGUCUGGAUCUUGUCAGUCCUUAACUCCCCUACUUACUGGGCCUCUAAUUAAACUACUAUCCACCCAA